AUGGAAAUACACGAAUGUUGCAAUGCUUGUAAGAUUGACAUCAAUCCUGUUUGGGUGAGUAGAAAAGAUAAUGUCGAGGCAGACAGGCUGGGUCUGAGUCUUCGGGAGGCAGUGACAGCAGAGCUGCAUAAAGCUGGAGCAGUGACCGAAGGGAUGGAGCGUCUGGGGGAGAACAUGGUGACACAUCUUCUACGUUCAAGGAGCAGUAAUACAAACUCUAAAUACUUUGGAGCAUUCCGCAGAUGGGAGAAGUUCAUUACAGAGGAGGGUGCAUGUGCAUUGCCUGGAGCACCCAUACACGUCGCGCUUUAUCUCACUAAGUUGAUAGACAAAAGCUGUUCAUUUAAUUCUGUGCAGGCCGCUUUUUAUGGUAUCAAGUGGGCCCAUAAAGUGUGUAAUUUUGACGAUCCAACAAAUACCAGUUUUGUGAUAUCUUCGUUAGAAUCUGCCAAAAGGCAAAACAGUUUACCACUAGUGAAAAAAGACAUUAUAACUUCUGAUCAGAUUAUCGCAUUAUGUGAGAAGUAUGAGAGUUCCACAGACGUGCUUGUGUUGAGAGAUUUGGUCAUGAUAGUUUUAUCUUUCGCAGGCUUUCUGCGAUUUGAGGAGGUCUGGAAAGAGAUGUUCUCUCAUAUACAAGAACAAGCCUAUUAG
Molecule: messenger RNA, 654 nt
Organism: Pecten maximus
Lineage: Eukaryota; Metazoa; Mollusca; Bivalvia; Pectinida; Pectinidae
Exons: 3
Coding region: 1-654 (217 amino acids)
Source: RefSeq, a predicted model, not a curated record